This is a messenger RNA of Symbiodinium natans, 186 nucleotides long. The record is from the annotation of a GenBank genome assembly. NCBI's taxonomy places the organism in Eukaryota, Dinophyceae, Suessiales, Symbiodiniaceae.
AUGGAGGAGAAUUCCAGUGGCGAUAGCGACCUGAAGCAGCAGUACUUCAAUGCCAUCUUCGCCCACAUACCCACAAUCUGCUCCGUCUGCAAGGUGUACGCGCAGGACUUCGUCUGCCUGGGCUACGAUUUCCCUGAGCAGUGCAACAACGAGAACUGCAAGCCUUUUGGGAUCCAAUUCCCGUGA